AUGGGUAGUAGUAUCUGGAGGCCGACAUGCGCCUGCCUCAGGCACCACAAGCCAAGAUAUGGAGUAUUUAAUCCGGAACUCGGACUUUCUUUUCUCCGAACUCCGCUCCGACUGGCUCAUUAUUUUUCCUUUCACCGCCCUGGUUAUGUAAUGGGCAAAACAGCUCACGCGGCGGGCUAUAGCUCGGCCAAAAAGCCUGGUAAAAGUGCAGACCUCCAUCCAUCAGCUCACAUCCAGGAGCCCACCCAUUUCUAUCCCUACAACCCCGCUAGUCCGAACCUCAUGGCGGAACGAAAAGUCUCGUCCAAGUACUACCCCCCCGACUUCGACCCGUCGGCCAUUGCCGGCAGGUCUAAGAAGAAGGAUGCGGGCGCCGGACUGAAGACUGAGCCUGUCCGGCUCAUGGCACCUUUCUCAAUGAAGUGCCUCAACUGCGCGGAAUACAUCUACAAGGGCCGCAAGUUUAACGCCCGCAAAGAAACCCUCGACGAGGCCUACAUCGGUGUCAAGGUUCAUCGUUUCUACAUCAAGUGUACCGGUUGCAAGCAUGAGAUUACCUUCAAGACCGACCCCAAGAAUGCCGAUUACACCUGCGAGCGCGGUGCCCAGCGCAACUCCGAGGUCUGGCGUGAUCCCAACGAUCCUCGGUUCAAGGAUGAGACCGAGGAGGAGGCUCUUGACCGCAUUGCUGCUGAUCUCGGCGAGGAAGCUCUCGAUGAAGACCGGGACAAGAUGGCUGAGCUGGAAGACAAGAUGAAGGACAGCAAGCGCGAGAUGGAGGUCGCCGACGCCCUCGACGAGAUUCGAUCCCGCAAUGCCCGCAUCCAGCGCAACGAGGCCACCGAAAAGAAGGUCGUUGUCCCCAAGAAGAACGAAAAGGUUUUCAUGGACACCGCUUACGGCGGCAAGCUCGAGUUCGACUCCCAGGAGGAGAUGGAUGCUUUCAAAGCUGAAAUCAAGCAAAAGGCUUACAAUGCCUUCCACGACGGCAAGGGUAAUCGCCUCAAGCGUGAUGGAGACGGCAAUAUCGUCAGACGCUACACUCCCCAGGAAGAAGCUCAGGGACUCCAUCUCCUUGAUGAUAAGCCCAACCCCAAGAUCAACCUUCCGGCUUCCAUCCCCGAGGAGGACGAAAUCAUCGGCGAGGAGGAGUCUUGGUCCGAUUUCGGAGAAGAUCUGUUGAACCCUAAGCCCAAGAAGGCCAAAAAUGUUCACGGCGAUCGCCAGUUCUAUUUCCAUUUUUUUUUCGUCCCUCUUCCCUGGGGGUUUUCAUUCGCCCUUUUACCCUACGGGGUCAUUUUUCCCUUUGCAUGGGAUGGAGUUUGGGACAUUUGGCGCGGAGUUUGUGUUUAUGGAUACCCAUUGUGUUUCCUGCGAGAUUUUCCGAGUAUUCGUCGACGCUACUCUUGA
Molecule: messenger RNA, 1410 nt
Organism: Penicillium salamii
Lineage: Eukaryota; Fungi; Ascomycota; Eurotiomycetes; Eurotiales; Aspergillaceae
Source: the annotation of a GenBank genome assembly